AUGUUAGUCCGCGUCCUUGCAAGAAAUGUUAGUCGGCCAAUGAUGUUUGACAAGUACGAAAGUAGCCCGCAGCUAGGCUAUCCCUCACAGUCGUCGAAGAUGUGGGCAAGCACCAGCGAGUUACCCAUUUUCAUUACUGAGAACCAGUCGCGCCACACAGUCUCUCUGCGUCUCUUCAUAUGGGCCCUCGUCUGCUUUACCGCCGUAGCGUUGACGUUAGGUCUGGGCCUCGGGCUCGGCUGUGCCCGAUAUAGAGCCCUCCAUACCACACCAUUGCCCUUGCUGUCUAAUUACAGCAUCCGCUACGGUAUCCCCGAGAACCUUGACGUCGUUCCCAUAGAGAGGCUUAUCAAUAAGCGGGAGCUCGAGCUGGAUACAGACUUUGCCGCUUCGAGCGAGCCUCGGGUCCGCGAGUUCGAGUUCAAUGUGUCGGUGGCGCUGGCUGCGCCGGACGGGUUCCGGAAACCGAUGGUGUUGGUGAAUGGACAGUCUCCGGGGCCGCUGAUAGAGGCGAAUGUGGGAGAUACGAUUCGGGUAAGGGUUAAUAAUCAUAUGACGAAUAGUAGCACGUCGAUACACUGGCAUGGCAUGAACCAGAUCGGCACGCCGUGGAUGGACGGCGUAGCGGGCGUUUCGCAGUGUGGGAUCCCGGCCGGUCAGGGGUUUACGUAUGAAUUCCGGGUAGUGGACCAGAGGGGCACGUUUUGGUGGCAUGCGCAUUCGUCGGUGCAGUAUAGCGACGGUGCUUAUGGGGCAAUUAUUAUACGCGAUCCUGGAGAACUGGUGCCUAAGACGGACGACGAGAAGCUCCUGUUUGUGUCGGAUGUAUAUCACACCUACGGGUCCGUUAUAUUAAAAAGCUACCUCAACUCAACGUCGAAAUGGGUCGACUGGGAAUCAGGCGUCGAGCCACUAGCCGAUAACGUCCUGCUCAACGGGCAGAACACAUACAACUGCUCCGUCACAUCAACCACAUACGCACCAUCUGCAGACCAGCCCUUCGAAAAUACCUGCACGGGCGGACAACUCUACACGACGAAAGUACGCCGUGGAAAGACCGCACGCUUACGGCUAAUCAACGCCUCCUCGUUCCUAUCGUACUGGUUCAGCAUCGACAACCACACGAUAUCCAUCGUCGAGCUAGACGGCGUCGAAAUCGAGCCUAUUUCUGCCCGCGGCGUGUAUCUAAACCUGGGACAGCGAGCCUCUGUGAUCCUAACCGCAGACCAGGAGCCCGGCAGCUACUACGUGCGUGCUUCGCUGCCGAAGACGUGUUUUCUGCCGUACGCGCCGUAUAAUAGCUCGGGGCUCGAGGUAGCGGGGUAUGGGGUUAGGGGGAUGAUAUCAUAUUUCGAAGGUAGUGAGCGGGAGGCAGGCGAUCGUGAUGAUAGUCCGGUACUUGAGGCCAUUGGGGUUGCUGGAAAUACGUCGAACCCGUAUGGCGUCGAGAACAACGGGUCUAGGGGAGACGUGUGGGAGGGAUGCGAUGAUAUGCCAUUCGACAUGCCAAAACCGAUGCGAAAACAAGCCGCGGUGGACGUAAGCGAGGCAAAUACGCAUUAUCUCGAGUAUGCGUUUCGCCAGGCGCAGGAGGUCAAUCGCAUUUUCGUCAAUAAAACCUCCUACCUACCCCUCCCCGCCAACGCCACCAUCUGGAAAGCCCUAGACCAACAGUUCACACCCGACAGGUCCAACUCGUAUAAUAGCUGGGACUUCGGGCUCAACCAGCAAGUCCUACUAAUCCCAGACGCCAACCAAGGCGCUCAGAUCGUCAUUAACUCGCUUGACGCGAUGGAACACCCGUGGCACAUGCACAGCAGCAGCAGCACCGAUUCCACGACCUGGAACCUCGCGAACCCGAUGCGCCGCGACACCGUCACCGUCCCGCCCUUCAACCACGUCGUCCUGCGCUUCGCCGCCGAUAACCCGGGGCUCUGGGCCCUGCAUUGCCAUGUUGCGUGGCACGUCGAGGGCGGCAUGUUUCUCACCUUAGCCGAGCGGCCAUCCGAUCUCGUCACGCUAGUUAAUCAGAUGGAUCCCGACACGAGACGUCAAAGCCAGGGCUUCUGCGGCGUGGCCACAUAA
Messenger RNA from Daldinia childiae, 2085 nucleotides. RefSeq names its product Laccase-1. The record is from RefSeq and is a predicted model, not a curated record. Lineage: Eukaryota; Fungi; Ascomycota; Sordariomycetes; Xylariales; Hypoxylaceae. Bases 1 to 2085 code for a protein of 694 amino acids. The transcript is spliced from 6 exons. Gene Ontology annotation, molecular function: oxidoreductase activity; copper ion binding.